This is a messenger RNA of Phalacrocorax carbo (great cormorant), 5643 nucleotides long. Lineage: Eukaryota; Metazoa; Chordata; Aves; Suliformes; Phalacrocoracidae. The record is from RefSeq and is a predicted model, not a curated record.
CCGAUAACCAGCGCCGCCGUCGGAAGAGGAGUUUUCUUUGCAAAAAAAGGCUUUUUUGGGGAGCGGGGAAUAUAGAGACACGCGUUUUUUGCCGCUAUAUCUUUAACCUCGGAGGAGCCGGGGAGAAGAAAGGCGACGUCGAAGCCCCAAAACCGGGCAUUACACCCCAAAAAGUCAUCAAACCUCAACCGGGAGCCUCGAUCUCGCCGCGCGCUCGUUAGGCUGCGUUUAAUUAAGCCUUUCAGGAUGGCCGGGGAGACGCGGCAGCGCCCGGCGUGAGGCACCGACCGCCGCCGUCGAGGGAAACCAUGCGUCAGCAGCGCGGCGAAGCCGGACGUCGCCGGGUUUCGCUCGCCGGCAGCACGACGGCGGCGCCCGAGGCCCUCCCGACGCGACGGCAAUGAACGUCCCCCUGGCGCGGUUCGGCUCCGUCGCCGGAUCAUGAGCUCCCACCGUCCCCCGCGGCACGACGGCGCCGACGCCGAGGCUUGCCCGCCGGUUUUUUGGCCGCAAAAUGGCAGCGUGGUGGCGACGGCGGCGGCGGGGGGAGAAACCCCUCGCCCGGUUCCCGUCACGCCCGCCGUGCCUAAAAUGGGGGUGCGCGCCCGGAUCGCCGACUGGCCCCCCAAAAGAGACGCCGCCAAGGAUCCCCUGGUUGGCACCAGCCCGUGCCGGGAGGCGGCGAACAACCGGGACGCCGCUUGCUGCCGGGGUUUUACCGGCGGUCAGCAACCCCUCGCCGGAGUUUCGGGUUUUAAAGCCCUUCACCGCUUGGCGCGGCGACGAUCCAAAGACGUGGAAUUUCAGGAGGGUUGGCCCCGUUCCCCGGCGAGGGGGUUGGCGCCGCUGCGACACCGGAGCAGCAGCGAGGUGACGUUAAGCGAAUGCGAUCCGGAAGAGCCGGCGGAACCGCGGGGGACCAAACUUGGGGGAAACGCCGGGCUCUUCCGCGAGUACGGCAGCACCUCCUCCAUCGACGUGCAGGGCAUCUCGGAGCAAAGCUUUUUCGAUAUGCUCAAUGAAUUUCGGACCAAGAAGCCCGAUCGACGAGCCGCGACGCCCGAACGGCUCGGGGAAGCCGGAUUUCCUCCGGGAUCGUAUCCCGGGAUCAAAACUGAGGGUAGAAACGGAUCCCGGGAGGAGCCGUCGGCUCAAUCCAAGGAGAAACCCCGCAGGAGGUGUCCCAAAGGCGACGCCGGCGGCGAAUCCAUCUUCAAGAAGCUUCGGAGCGGCCGAACCGAGGGGGAGCCGGAGGAACCGCGGACGCCGGAGCCGGGGAAAGCCUGGGUGUGUCAGAAAAGCUUCGCCCACUACGACGUGCAGAGCAUGCUCUUCGACCUCAACGCCGUGGCCGUCAACCGAGCCGUGGUCGCCCAACGCCGAAACACCACCACGGGAGCCUCGGCGGCUUCGGCCGCCACCGUUCGGGCCGGAGCUUUGGGAGGAGCGGAUCCGGCGUUCGCCAGCACCGAGGAUCUCAACUCUAAGGAGAAUUUAGAGCACGACGUGGGGGAUAACACCAGCAACGAGCUCCUCCUCAGCUGCCCCCACUUCCGUAACGAGAUCGGCGGCGGCGGCGAGCGUAACGUCAGCUUUUCCAAAGCUUCCGGGGGAUCCCCGGCGAUCCCGACGGCCGAGGGGGGUUUCCCAGAGCCCCCCCUCCACCUACGGCCCACCAACGCCGGCGUCUCGGUGCUGGAGAUCCCCAAGGAGCUGCAGAGAAACCCCAACCGCCUCAAACACUACAGCGUCGAGCACGUGGACCUCGGCGCUCGCUACUACCGCGAUCAUUUCCACGGCAAAGAGCAUUCAAACUACUUUGGAGUGGACGAAAAGCUGGGCCCGGUGGCCGUCAGCAUCAAACGGGAAAAGCUGGAGGAUCACAAGGACCACGGCCCCCAGUACCAGUAUAGGAUCAUCUUCCGAACCAGCGAGCUCCUCACCCUGCGCGGUUCCAUCCUGGAAGACGCCACCCCCACCGCCACCAAACACGGGACGGUGCGGGGUCUCCCCCUGAAAGACGCUCUGGAAUACGUCGUUCCCGAGCUCAACAUCCACUGCCUCCGCUUGGCCCUCAGCACCCCCAAAGUCACCGAGCAGCUCCUCAAGCUGGACGAACAAGGGCUCUGCCGGCGGCACAAGGUGGGAAUUCUCUACUGCAAAGCCGGGCAGAGCUCGGAGGAGGAGAUGUACAACAACGAAGCCGCCGGACCCGCCUUUGAGGAAUUCCUCUCCCUCCUGGGCGAGAAGGUUUGCCUGAAAGCCUUCAGCAAAUACGCGGCCCAGCUGGACACCAAGACCGACUCCACGGGCACCCACUCGCUCUACACCACGUACCAGGACUACGAAAUCAUGUUCCACGUCUCCACCAUGCUUCCCUACACCCCCAACAACCGGCAGCAGCUGCUGAGGAAGAGGCACAUAGGGAACGACAUCGUCACCAUCAUCUUCCAAGAACCCGGAGCUUUACCCUUCACCCCCCAAAACGUCCGUUCCCAUUUCCAACACGUUUUCAUCAUCGUCCGAGCCCACAAUCCCUGCACCGACAACGUCUGCUAUAGCGUGGCCGUCACGAGGUCCAAAGACGUCCCACCCUUCGGUCCCCCCAUCCCCAGCGGCGUCACCUUCCGCAAAUCCGACGUCUUCCGAGAUUUCUUGCUGGCCAAGGCCAUCAACGCGGAGAACGCCGCUCACAAAUCCGAUAAAUUCCACACCAUGGCCACGCGAACCCGGCAGGAAUACCUGAAGGAUCUGGCCGAAAACUGCGUCACCAACACCCCCAUCGAUUCCGCCGGGAAGUUUAACCUCAUCUCUUUGGCUUCCAAGAAGAAGGAAAAGACGAAAGCCCGAGCCGGGGCGGAACAACACAGCGCCGGAGCCAUCGCCUGGCGAGUUUCCGCUCAGGAUUUCGCCCGGGGAGCCGAGAUCGCGUGCGCUUUGGGUAUCUCCAACGAAUUCGUCGUCCUCCUCGACCUCGGCGCCAAGGAAGUGGUUUUUAACUGUUUUUGCGGCGACGUCAUCGGUUGGACCGCCGAUUCUUCCACCGUCAAGAUAUUCUACGGGCGAGGGGAUCACGUUUUCAUCCGGGCGGCCGAGGGGGGCCCCGAGGAUAUCAAGGAGAUCGUGCAGAGGUUGAAGGUGAUGACGGACGGCUGCGAGACGGUGGACAUGACCUUGAGGAGAAACGGUUUGGGUCAGUUGGGUUUCCACGUCAAAUACGACGGCACGGUGGCCGAGGUGGAGGAUUACGGCUUCGCUUGGCAAGCGGGUUUACGGCAGGGCAGCCGGCUGGUGGAGAUCUGCAAGGUGGCGGUGGUGACGCUGAGCCACGACCAGAUGAUCGACCUCCUCCGUACCUCCGUCACGGUCAAGGUCGUCAUCAUCCCGCCCCACGAGGACGGAGCCCCUCGCAGGGGAUGGGCCGAAUCCUUGGAGAUCAACGCCGUCGACGCGAAAGAACCGGAGACUUUCCAGUGCGGUUAUCGCCCGCCGUACCGGAGCAACGCCGGCUGGCAGUGGAGCGGACCGGCAUCGCAUAACGCCCCCCCGCCGACGAAACGCGCCGAACAACCGUCUCUCGGUCACGGGCAAACGGUCGUACGGGGCGGGAAACAACCCGCCGUGCCGUACCGCGAACCGCAACCGCCGCACGGCAAGAGGCCCGUUAGCUUUCCCGAAACCCCUCAUCCCGCCUCCUCUUCCUCGCCGGCGGCGGGAGCGGAGAGGGCGCAGCCGUACCGGCAGCCGUCGGGGAGCUUCUCCGCGCCGGGUAGCGCCGGGACGGCGUACGCUCGCUAUAAACCCUCUCCGGAGAGGUACGUGGCACCGCCGCGGCCGCCGUUGCCCUUCGAGCCGCCUGACGGCGACUCCUCAUCGGGGGGACUCAGUAGCCACGAGAGCACCAUGGAACGGCACAAAACGGAACCCUUGUGGCACGUACCGGCGCAGUCCAGGUUACCGGGGAGCGGCGGCAAACGAUGCGGCAGGCAGGAACCCACGGGCAAAGAUUCUCCCAACCGACACUCCAAGGGCGACACACAAUACUCGAGCCACUCCAGCAGCAACACGCUCUCCAGCAACGCCUCCAGCAACCACAGCGACGAGCGGUGGUUCGACGUCCCCGAACCCGCCGAAACCGAAGCGGAUCCUUUUUCCAAAGGCGCUUCCAGCGACAGCGGGAUCGAAACCUCCCUUUACGUCGCACCCAAACCCCCCCGACCCCUCCCCCAAAGGGACAAACUCCCCCAAACCCCCUCCUACGUCGCUUUGCGGGACGACGUCGGCGAUAAAAUGAGGGAUCCUUCGCCGACCGGCAGCCAGGGGAAAGGCUACCGCCAUAAACCGGGGACCCCCGCGUCUUCGGGGAUCCCCGGCGGUAGCCCGGACCCCUUCAAGCAGCCCAGCUCCGCUUCGCGCUCGGGCUCAGCCGGCUACAAACCCCCCUCGAGCGAAGCCCCCCGAUCCCCCCGUUUUUCAUCCCAACUUUCCGCUUCCGUCCCCAAAUCCUUCUUCUCCAAGCAAACGGUCAGGAACAAACACCCCAGCGGCUGGAAACGCCCCGAGGAACCCCCAGACCCCAAAAAGCAGGUGGACGCCACCACCAAGAACGUUUUCGGGCAGCCGCGGUUACGGGCGUCGUUACGGGAUUUACGUUCCCCCCGUAAAAGUUAUAAAUCCACCAUCGAAGACGAUCUGAAAAAACUCAUUAUUAUGGAUAACGCCGCGACGGAGCCGGAGAGAGACGCGUCCCCCCAAAAAGGGCUCCAGAGGACGCUGUCGGACGAAAGCCUGUGUGGCGGGCGCCGGGACGCCGCUUACGCCGUCGGAGCGACGCCCCUCGACGCCGCCGACGGCCUUUUCGGCGGCGUUUAUCCCUCCAGCACCCUGCCGAGCCGCCGGCAGCACCCCGCCGCCAACGGCAGCCUCCCCGAGAAGAAAUCCGUUAUCUCCGCCUCGGAGCUGGCACUGGAUAAACCCCCCCUGCGCCGGAUCGAGCCCGGGAUGAUGCCGUUACCGGACACGGCAUCCGGCUUGGAAUGGGCCAGCCUGGUGAACGCCGCCAAAGCCUACGAAGUGCAAAGAGCCGUCUCCCUCUUCUCCCUCACUGACUCGGCGCUGAGCCCCGACCCCCCCGCGCCCCCCGAGAGGCAGCCGGCGCCGCGGGGGGCUCCCCCCCUCAGCCUGUCCCCCCCUCUGGACCUGCCGGGGAAGGUGUCGCAGCUGGAGGCCAUGCUGAAGCAGCUCCACAGCGACCUGCAGAAGGAGAAGCAGGACAAGGUGGUGCUGCAGGCGGAGGUGGCCAACCUGCGGCAGAACAACCGGCGCCUGCAGGAGGAGUCGCACUCGGCCGCGCGGCAGCUCCGCCGCUUCGCCCGCAUCUUCUCCGCCGCCGCCGACAAGGACGAGCUGUGAGCGAGGGGGGGCUGCCGGACCCCCUCCCCCCCCGCCUGGGGCUGCCGGAUCCCCCCCCAGGGCUGCCGGAUCCCACCCCCGGGGCUGCCGGAUCCCCCCCCGGGGCCGCCUGAUCCCACCCCCGGGGCUGCCGGAUCCCACCCCCGGGGCUGCCGGAUCCCCCCCCGGGGCCGCCUGAUCCCAUCCCCGGGGCUGCCGGAUCCGCCCCCCCCCCCCCGGGCUGCCGGAUCC